Leptonychotes weddellii (Weddell seal) is the source of this 1029-nucleotide messenger RNA. It is a transcript of the gene MRPS21, whose product is annotated as mitochondrial ribosomal protein S21. Gene Ontology annotation, molecular function: structural constituent of ribosome. Gene Ontology annotation, biological process: translation. The record is from RefSeq and is a predicted model, not a curated record. Gene Ontology annotation, cellular component: ribosome. NCBI's taxonomy places the organism in Eukaryota, Metazoa, Chordata, Mammalia, Carnivora, Phocidae.
AGUUUUUCUCCUUCCAGCCUGGAUUUCUUCGCGAGGCGCAGGAGAUGACGUCUUUCCGCUUCCGGCCGCGAGCUAGCUUUAUGGCGCCUGGUUCCUGUGGGAGUUGGGUCCUGCAGAGUGAAGAUUUAAAUUCCAAGGUCAUGGCAAAACAUCUGAAGUUCAUUGCCAGGACUGUGAUGGUACAGGAAGGGAACAUAGAAGGUGCAUACAGGACCCUAAACAGAAUCCUCACCAUGGAUGGGCUCAUCGAGGACAUUAAGCGACGGCGGUACUAUGAAAAGCCUUGUCGCCAACGACGACGGGAAAGCUACGAAACCUGUCGGCGAAUCUACAACAUGGAAAUGGCUCGCAAGAUCAACUUCUUGAUGCGAAAGAAUCGGCUGGAUCCAUGGCAGGGCUGCUGAGGCCUGUGGAUAGUAGGCCCAGUAUGAAAAUCCCUAUCCAGCUGUCUCCUUUCUUUCUCCAAUCCCAUUUUCUCUUACCUUUCUUGUAAUAAAUUCAAUCACGUAUGUGCAAGAAGGCCUGCAUAUAUAGAAGCAAUCCCAUAGUCAGCAGUGGACCCUCUCUUUUAUUAUGUGAAGGAGAAACUAAGUCAAAAAGUAGUCUAGGAGUAGAAUGGUGGUUGCCAAGGGCUGGUUGGGAGUGGGGAUUUAGUGUUUAAUGGGUACGGAAUUUCAGUUGGGGAAGCUGAAAAAGUUCUAGAGACAGAUGGUGGUGAUACUUGCACAACAAUGUGAAUGUACUUAGUGCCACUGAACUGUACACUUGCAUGGUGAAAAUGGCAAAUUCCAUAUAUAUUUAGCUAUAAUAAAAAUUUUUAAGUAGUCUAGGAGAGGUGAGGAACUUUUCUAAAAUGUAGUGGAAUAUAUCUACCAUUUCCUACUCAAUUCUUAUGAAACCCAAAGCAAGACAUUAUUGGAAGAGCAUCUGUUACUCUUUACUGAAUUGUCCCCUCCUACCAACUGUUAGAUAAAAGGACAGGAGAGGAGGCAUCUACGUAUUUGGAAUAAAUUUUGCUACUGAAACACC